Messenger RNA from Caenorhabditis elegans, 1542 nucleotides. It is a transcript of the gene ugt-63, whose product is annotated as glucuronosyltransferase. Lineage: Eukaryota; Metazoa; Nematoda; Chromadorea; Rhabditida; Rhabditidae. The record is from RefSeq and is marked reviewed. Gene Ontology annotation, molecular function: glucuronosyltransferase activity; UDP-glycosyltransferase activity. Gene Ontology annotation, cellular component: membrane.
GCGAAAAUGUAUGUUUCUCAUGAUUUUCACAUGAGAUUCAUAGCGUUCUUCGCCACUUUUCUGAAGCAUGCUGAAGCUGCUCGUGCCCUGCUCACCGUUAUGGAUCAGGGAAGAUCUCAUGCAACUUCUAUCAAUACAUUCAUGCAUCGGCUGCAAAAGGAUAAUCACACGACUGCACUGGAAUUUGCUCAUUUUCGCCAGGACAUUGAUUUUGGAAUGGAUGAACGAUUCAUUGAUAUGAGUGGAUUUCAGAAUCCAUUCGAAUCGCCUGAUUUCGAUAAAAUUGCAUUCGAAGAGGACUACAGUUUUAUUCAUCAGGCAGUCGCCUACGGAUUCGGCUCACAAACAUGCAACAACAUCCUGAAGCACCGUCGAGAACGAUUCUUCGAGAUUCUAUACGAAGAUUGGGACAUCUACCUUUCAGAUUCUCUGUUCGCAAUCUGUGGAUAUGGUAUGGCUGAGAUAAGUGGGAAACCACAUGUUAUGAUGCAUUCCACCGAUCUUGAAGCUGCUCAGGGAUCAUUCAAGGGAUUCUCAAGAAAUUAUGCGACUUUUGUUCCAAGUAAUCUACCAUUUUCAAUGCUGAACUAUACAGUUUCCAAUUAUUAUCAUAGAGUUUGGGCGGCCUAUGAUUGGUUUGGUAGCUUCAUUUUUACUGCCUACGUUGGCAAUUUUGCUCAAAAAUGGGCGUUAAGGAGCAUAAUUCCAUUCCCGUACUUCUCAUUUGCCGAGUAUAAUCGAAGAAGUUCAUUUACUUUCACUGACAUGCCGGAUUCACUAUUUCCACCAGCGUCCCGAACCAAUGAUUUCUUCUCAUUCGGAGCAUACUGUAAAGAGUCUUCGAAACCUCUCGAUUUGGAAUUCAAAACUUUUAUCGAGCAUCCAAAGUCGAAGGGAACUAUUCUAAUAGCUUUUGGAACGUUUAUUGACUGGAGAAAAGCACCAAAAAACUAUUAUGACGCGUUUGCAACUGUAGUCAAUAGACUCUCGGAAUAUCGAAUUAUUUGGAGUAUGAAAGGCGAAAGACCCCCUGGAUUGAAGAAGCACGUGAAGACAUCUUCAUGGGUUCCACAGAAUCAGAUUUUACAUCAUAACAAGACGGUUUUAUUUUUGAGUCAUGGAGGAUUGAAAAGCACGAAAGAAGUAAUUUGCUCAGCAACUCCUACAAUUUUCGUGCCAAUGUUCGGUGAACAGACUCGGAAUGCUUGGCUCAUCAAAGAGAAAGGAUUCGCACGAAUAAUGAAUAAAUUCAAAAUCAAUGUGGACGAACUUGAUACUCAUAUGAGAGAAGUUUUAGAGCAUCCGAAUUAUCAACAAAAUGCAAACAAAUUUCUUACAUACUACAUGGAUCAACCUAUUCCAACGCUUGACGAAGGAGCUUUUAAAUUCAAUCGUCUAGUCAAAUAUGGCGGGAAAAUGCCGUCUCAUUUUUAUCCAAAAUCACUUGAUCUCUCUUAUUUUACUGUUCUCAAUGUAGAUUUGCUAAUUGUAGUUCCCAUUAUGAUGCUUUAUCUCGUUUUAAAAUAAAUAAUAUGUUCUUUU